GGAUUUUCUUCCUCAAUUUCCUGUAAAUAAAGUAUAAUGGUGACCUAGUAAGCACUAAAGACACCCUUUAUUUGCAUUCCUUCGUCGUCAGAUUUCUUUACUGGUAUGCUCUGUACAUUUGUGCACGAGUUAUUCAACCAUGGUGGUUUGGACUGUCGUUUUCAUUUUUUCCGUCAUUUGUAUCACAGCUAUUCGUGCGGUCGACCCCAUCUAUGCAUGUGAUAGUCCCAUUUUCUGCCAUGGGAAGCUCUUGGAUACGGUUCAAAGGUUGAGACUUUUUAAUGAUUCCAAGACAUUUGUGGACAUGAGCUUACGAGAAUCCCAAGAUACAAUAUUGGCAGCAUUUGAUGCAUUACCAAAACCAGUCACUAAAGAACGAGCACGGAAGUUUGUAACAGAUCAUUUUUCCGGUCCUGGCGAGGAGUUCCAGUCAUGGGAACCGUUAGACUUACCGAGACUGCCCUCUUUCCUAAGCAAGAUCAAGGACCCUUUGUUAAGGGACUUUGGCUGGGAUCUCUGUCGAAUUUGGAAAGAACUUGGACGUAAGAUCAAACUCGAUGUUAAACUAAACCAAGAUAACUACUCUUUGAUAUACCUACCUAAUCCAUUCAUCGUCCCAGGAGGAAGAUUCAGAGAAACUUAUUACUGGGAUACUUAUUGGGUGAUAAAGGGUCUUCUGUUGUGUGAAAUGACUGACACUGUUAAGGGCAUGCUGGAAAACUUUGCAUUAAUGAUUCAAAAAUUUGGUCUCAUUCCAAAUGGAGCUAGGAUUUACUAUACAAGGCGGUCACAACCGCCUCUAUUUAUUUCUAUGAUGUACGACUACUACAAAGCCACAGGAAAUUUGACCUUCAUACAAGAUAAUUUACCGUAUAUGGAGAAUGAGUACAACUUCUGGAUGACCAACAGGUCCUUUACCAUCCAGAAUGGUACCGUUAACUAUACGCUGAACAGAUAUGCAUCACCUGUAAAUUCCCCAAGACCGGAGUCUUAUGCGGAAGAUGUUGAUACUGCUUCUAAUGUCAAAGACCCAAGCUCUAAAGCAAAAUUGUAUCAAAACCUCGUUUCCGCUGCUGAGUCUGGCUGGGAUUUCUCCUCUCGUUGGUUCUCGCGAGAAUCCGGUGCCAAUUUGACCCUUGACACAAUUCGGACUACUGAUAUUUUGCCUGUGGACUUGAAUAGCAUCCUGUGUAUGAGUGAAAACUUUUUGUCCCAGUUCUUCAAUCUCACAGGCAACCAAGAAAAGUCAAAUGAAUACAAAAGUAAAAUGUUACAAAGACAGAAAGCGAUAGGGGCAUUAUUAUGGAAUCCAAGCGAGGGGAUAUGGCAGGACUAUGACAUUACUAAGAAUUCUCGCCGUGACUAUUUCUACGCUUCCAAUGUGUUUCCUCUGUUUGCAAAUUGUGCUGAUGGAGAUCGGAAGAAAAUAGAGGACUUUGUUCUCAGUUAUUUACAGAAAACCAAAGUAUUAAAUUUUGAAGGAGGAUUUCCGACUUCUCUCGAUACGACAGGUCAACAAUGGGAUCUGCCAAACGGCUGGGCACCAUUACAACACAUUGCUAUCUGGGGGCUGUCAAAUAGUCAAAACCAACAAAUGCAGGUGGAGGCUUACAAUCUGGCUAAAAAAUGGAUUAACAAUAACUGGCUAGCAUGGAAUCGCAGCAGGAACAUGUAUGAAAAGUACUCUACGUUAAUACCAGGAAAAGGGGGUUCUGGUGGCGAAUAUACAGUACAGGAAGGGUUCGGAUGGUCAAACGGUGUGGUACUGGAUAUACUAAAUACCUACGGAGACAGGCUGAAGUUGGACCAAGUUCCCUGUCAGACAUCCGUGGGAAAACAAAAUAACAAACAGCCACAAUCCAAUCAGAGAUUGGAUCCACCCACCCAAAGGCGUCUUGGCAGGAGACGCAAAAUUCCUUAA
This is a messenger RNA of Saccostrea cuccullata (small rock oyster), 1921 nucleotides long. Its product is annotated as trehalase-like. Gene Ontology annotation, molecular function: alpha,alpha-trehalase activity. The record is from RefSeq and is a predicted model, not a curated record. Gene Ontology annotation, biological process: trehalose catabolic process. NCBI's taxonomy places the organism in Eukaryota, Metazoa, Mollusca, Bivalvia, Ostreida, Ostreidae.